CAAAGCCAGGGCAUAGAGGAUAAAAGGAGGGCUCAGCAAAGGCUUGGUCUACUGGCAGCAGAUCAGAACCAGGUUGGAGGAUGAGAAGAAUUCUGCUGCUGCUGGCCUCUCUGGCCUUUGCCUCCCUGGCUCCUCUGGCUGAUGGAGCUAACCUAAAAGUGAUGUCUGCCCCCAAUCUGAUGCGAGUGGGAACAACAGAAAACAUCUUUGUUGAAUGUCAGGACUGCGCUGGAGGGAACAUUGAUGUCAACAUUAAUGUGAUGAACCAUCCAACCAAAAAUAAGAAGCUGGCUGGGACUGCUGUGACCCUCACAAGUGAGAAUAGUUUCCAGGGUCUCGGAAAAGUAACUAUCCCAACAGGAGAUUUCAGCAAGGAUCCCUCUGUCAAACAAUAUGUUUAUGUGCAAGCUCAGUUUCCAGAUCGAUUGCUGGAAAAAGUUGUCUUGGUGACCUUCCAGUCUGGGUACAUCUUCAUACAGACUGACAAGACGCUCUAUACUCCCAACAGCAAAGUUUAUUACAGGAUGUUUGCCUUGACACCACAAAUGGAGCCUGUGGAAAGAAAUAAUCAGAACCAAGUUGACGCUUCUAUCGACAUUGAGAUUAUGACCCCUGAGGAUAUCAUCAUACCUGUCGAUUCAGUCGCUCUUAAUGCUGGUAUGUUCUCUGGAGAUUACCCACUUGCUGAAAUUGUUAGCACUGGACUGUGGAAGGUGGUGGCAAAGUUCAAGAGCAACCCACAGCAGAGCUAUUAUGCUGAAUUUGAGGUCAAAGAAUAUGUGCUUCCCAGUUUCGAGGUUAAACUGCUGCCUGAGGUCCCUUUCUUCUAUGUCGACAGUAAACAACUUACCGUCGACAUCAAAGCAACGUAUCUGUUUGGAAAGGAAGUUUAUGGGGCUGCCUAUGUGGUUUUUGGUAUCAUGGAAGAAGGCAGAAAGAGAAGCCUCCCAAACUCUCUCACACGAGUCCCGGUUACGAAUGGAGAAGGGCAAGCCACACUGAAAAGGAAUCAGAUCACUCAAACCUUCCCUAACAUCAAUGAUCUUGUGGGAAAAGCCAUCUUUGUGUCUGUCAGUGUGCUGACAGAUAGUGGCAGUGAAAUGGUGGAGGCAGAGUUCAGAGGCAUCCAGAUUGUCACGUCACCCUACAAAAUCACUUUCAAAAGAACUCCCAAAUUUUUCAAACCAGGAAUGUCCUUUGAUGUUGCGGUUGAAGUGGUAAAUCCUGAUGGCAGUCCAGCAGUACGUAUCCCAUUGGUGGUCAAUCCCGGUCAAGUAAGGGGAUUCACAGCUGCCAAUGGGAUGGCAAGACUUACCAUCAAUACAGGAGGAACGGAUUCUAAGCUGAAAAUCACUGCAAAAACGGAUAGACCUGAUCUUACAGCAGACAGACAAGCAUCAGCUGACAUGGAGGCUUUACCUUAUUCAUCCAAUAGCAAGAGUUACAUCCACAUAGGCAUAGACACAGCUGAGGUGAAUGUAGGAGACAACCUCAAAAUAAACCUCAACCUCAAUAACCCACCUCAGGCAAAGGAUAUCACAUACCUGAUCUUAAGUAGAGGCCAGCUGCUAAAAUCUCAGCGUUACAAAACAAGAGGCCAAGCACUCAUUUCCCUGAUUCUUCCCAUCACUAAAGAGAUGUUGCCCUCGUUCCGCAUCAUAGUCUACUACCACCUAACUGAUAAUGAAGUGGUGUCGGACUCGGUUUGGGUGGAUGUCAAAGACUCCUGCAUGGGUUCGUUGACCUUGGAAUCAGCAAGACCGGUUUCGUCCUAUGAGCCUCGCAGGAUGUUCAGCCUGAAAGUAACAGGAGAUCCAGGAGCCACAGUGGGACUCGUCGCAGUCGACAAAGGCGUCUACGUCCUAAACAACAAGCACCGUCUGACCCAGAAAAAAGUGUGGGACAUCGUAGAGAAGCAUGACACAGGCUGCACACCAGGUGGUGGGAGCAACAGUAUGAACGUGUUCUAUGAUGCUGGUCUGGUUUUUGAGUCAAGCACUGCUUCAGGAACUCCCUAUAGACAAGACUUGAAAUGCAAGACGAACUCCAAGCGGAAACGAGCCACAACUAUCAUGGAAGUGAGAACUACCCUAUUGAGUCAGUUUAAUAAUGACCUACAGAGGGAAUGUUGUUUGGAUGGCAUGAAGGAAAUCCCAGUUUCAUACACCUGUGAGCAGCGUAAAGAGUACAUCGUGGAUGGUGAAGCCUGUGCUGAUGCCUUCCUGCAGUGUUGUACUACUAUGCAAAUGCAGCAGUCUGAGAAGAAGGAAGAAAACCUCAAAUUGGCUCGUAGUGAAUCGGAUGACAGCUACAUGGACAGCAAUGAAAUUGUUACCCGAACCAAGUUCCCUGAAAGUUGGCUGUGGACAGACAUCCAGCUUCCUCGUUGCACAGCACAAUCCCCCAACUGUGAGGCCACAUCGUUGGUAAGAAAUGUUCCUCUGCAAGAUUCAAUCACAACCUGGCAGUUCACCGGCAUCAGUCUGUCAAGAACACUUGGAAUCUGUGUCAGCGAGCCAUUGGAGGUAAUUGUCCGUAAAGAAUUCUUCAUUGAUCUCCGGCUGCCGUAUUCUGCUGUCCGAGGGGAGCAGCUUGAAAUUAAAGCUAUCCUUCACAAUUACAGCCCCGAGCCUAUCACUGCUCGUGUGGAAUUGAUUGAGGAAACAAAUGUGUGCAGCGUUGCCUCCAAGCGUGGGAAAUACCGUCAGGAGGUCAAAGUUGGGGCUGAUACUACACGAUCUGUACCAUUCGUCAUCAUUCCCAUGAAGGAAGGAGACCGUCGGAUCGAGGUCAAAGCAGCUGUUAAGGAAUCAUCCCUUAAUGAUGGUGUUCAGAAGAUGCUGCGUGUUGUGCCUGAAGGAGUACUGAUUAAAUCUGCACAGAGUGUAACUCUAGAUCCAGUUGAAAAAGGCCAAAGUGGUACACAAACAGAAACCCUGAACAGUAAUAUUCCCAGGAAAGAUUUGGUACCAAAUGCACCCACCAGCACCCAGGUUUCUGUGACUGGCAGAGAACAAGUUUCUGGACUUGUGGAGAAUGCCAUUAGUGGUAAAUCCAUGGGUACUUUGAUCUACCAGCCUGGAGGCUGUGGAGAGCAGAACAUGAUUCACAUGACCCUGCCAGUCAUUGCAACCACAUAUUUGGACAAAACCAACCAGUGGGAGGCUGUUGGUUUCCACCAACGUAACGUAGCUCUUCAGCACAUAAAAACUGGAUACAACAAUGAGUUAUCAUACCGUAAAAGUGAUGGUUCAUUUGCUGUGUGGGCUGAUCAUGCAAGUAGUUCCUGGCUGACAGCAUAUGUUGCCAAGGUGUUUGCUAUGGCUAACAAUUUGAUAGCAGUGCAAAGUGAUCACAUCUGUGGCGCUGUGAAGUAUCUGAUCCUCAAAGCUCAGCAGCCUGAUGGCAUGUUUAAAGAGGUUGGAAAAGUACACCACAGAGAGAUGCAGGGCGAUGUGCUUGGUGGAGACUCAGAUGCCUCCAUGACGGCCUUCUGCCUAAUUGCCAUGCAGGAAACACGCCCACUAUGCACAGAAACUGUAAAUAGCCUCCCAUCCAGUAUAGAGAAAGCAGUCACCUAUCUUGAGAGACGUCUCCCGAGCCUCACCAACCCUUAUGCUGUUGCCAUUACAUCAUAUGCCCUCGCCAAUGAAGACAAACUUAACCGGGAAAUCAUCUACAAAUUUGCUUCUCCUGCAUUAAACCACUGGCCUGUACCUGGACAACGGACAUUCACACAAGAGGCGACAGCUUAUGCUCUUUUGGCCCUGGUCAGAGUGAAGGCCUUUGAAGAUGCAAGACCGGUCGUUAGAUGGUUUAACCAACAACAGUUUGUGGGUGGAGGCUUUGGAUCAACUCAGGCCACUAUUAUCGUGUACCAGGCUAUAGCAGAGUAUUGGAGCAAGGCUAAAGAACCAGAAUACGAUUUAAAUAUUGACAUCUUGUUGCCAGGCAGAGCAAAGCCUGACAAGUUCAACUUUAACAGAGAAAAUCACUUUUUCACAAGAACAUCUAAAAUUAAUGACAUCAACCAGAAUGUGAGAGUAACUGCCACCGGAACCGGAGAAGCAACAGUGAAAAUGGUGUCGCUUUAUUAUGCCAUCCCUAAAGAAAAGGAAAGCGACUGCCAGAAGUUUAAUUUAUCUGUGCAACUAAUCCCAGAAAAAUCGGAUUAUGAUAGCAAGACAUACAUGCUUAGGAUAGAUGUUUUGUAUAAGGACAAGAACAGUGAUGCCAAAAUGUCAAUCUUAGACAUUGGUCUGCUAACUGGCUUCACAGUGAACACAAAGGACCUGGAUGCAUUGUCUAAAGGACGAGCCCGCACCAUUGCGAGAUAUGAGAUGAACACAGUUCUGUCAGAAAGAGGCUCGCUCAUCAUCUAUCUGGACAAGGUUUCUCACACACGACCAGAGGAAAUCAGUUUCAGGGUCCAUCAAACAUUACAAGUUGGAGUCUUACAACCAGCAGCUGUUUCUGUUUAUGAGUAUUAUGAGCAAAUACCUUGUGUGAAAUUCUACCAUCCAGAGAGGAAGGGUGGAAAACUGCUACAGCUCUGUAGAGAUGAGGAAUGCACCUGUGCAGAAGAGAACUGCAGUAUGCAGAAAAGUGGUCAAAUUAGCAACGAUGAGCGCACAGCUAAGAUUUGCGAGAGCACAGAGACCAGCAAAAUAGAAUUUGCCUACAAAGCUAGGGUGGAAGGCAAUGACAUUGAGUUGUCUACAGACUCUUACACAAUGCGCAUUGUGGAAGUUAUUAAAGAAGGAAGUACUGAUGUCGGUUCUGCUAACAAACUGCGUACAUUCCUCGGUUAUCAGCAUUGCAGAAAAGCUUUAAGUCUGGCAACAGGCAAAACAUAUCUCAUCAUGGGAUCAUCUAAAGACAUUCACAAAGAUGAACAGAAGAAAACGUUUCAGUAUGUGCUCGGGGAGAGGACCUGGAUUGAGUACUGGCCCUCAGAAGAAGAAUGCCAACUUAAUGAAUAUGGAUCUACCUGCAGGGGCAUGGAGGAGAUGGUCAAUCAGUACACCAUUUUUGCUUGUCAACAGUAACUCAAGGAACUCAAGGAAACAAUUUUCAUAUGUCCAAAUUUUUUUCAAUAGUUUUUUUGCAAUAUUUGAAAAGUUUGGCUGGUAUGGGUUGUAUAAAAGACAAAAUUAAAGUUUAUUAAUUAAACUCUAA
Molecule: messenger RNA, 5178 nt
Organism: Girardinichthys multiradiatus
Lineage: Eukaryota; Metazoa; Chordata; Actinopteri; Cyprinodontiformes; Goodeidae
Product: complement C3-like
Exons: 43
Coding region: 81-5048 (1655 amino acids)
Cellular component (GO): extracellular region
Molecular function (GO): endopeptidase inhibitor activity; protein binding
Source: RefSeq, a predicted model, not a curated record